AGAGAUGAGUUGAGUGGAAUGCCUUGCUAGCUAACAGUUAGCAUCUAAACUCAAAGUUCUCGCAGAGACAGACAGUCUCCAAAAUGCCGAGGCUAGAGGUUAGUGGAAACCACCCUCCAUUAGCAGCGUUUUAUCAGCAGGGACGCGAAGAAAUUCACCAUUAAUUUGCUUAAUAAUUAUGUCGUUAACGGACGGGCACGGAAGGGAUUUAAGGUCCAGCUGUUAAAUGUGUUGACUGGUACCUCAUCGUACAGGCAACUGUUCGGACAGGAUGCCAGAGAUGACUGAAACUCAGACACCCGGUCGUAAACCCAAAAAGAAGAAAAACAAAGAAUCUCAUAAUGCAGUUGAGAGACACAGAAAAGAGAAGAUUAAUGCUGGGAUUAACCGCAUUGGCAAUCUUCUGCCCUGUUCCCAGGCUCUUAAACAGAGUAAGAACAUGAUCUUGGACCAGGCUUUUCGCUACAUCACUGAACUGAAGAAACAAAAUGAUACAAUGCUUCUGGAGGGAGGAGAUAAAGUUCAAGCGGAGGAGAUCCGUCGGCUGCGGCGUCAGUUGGAGGAGCUCAGGAAGGAGAGUGCUCACUACAUCGAACUCCUCAAAGCCCAUGACAUUAACCUUCUAGAGGACCCCACUAUCAACUGGAAGGGCAAACAGCGCUGUGCCAAGGUGGCAAAGGUGACCCCAACUCACCAGCUCCCAAAGGGCAUUAUCGUCUAUUCCAAUGGAAAUGUGAUGUGCCCGGCAGGGAAGGAGGCUAGCCCAGGGAAACAGCCUGCAGAAACAUUAAUUCUUCAGCCACAGUCUGAGGUUAGUGGCAGGUUAAGAGUUAAUGGAGCCCUUCUGCAAGUUAAUACAUCUUCUUCCACCCCUGCACUUCUCCCUGGGUCGGCUGUCACACCCACCCAGUCAACGCCAGGCCUGAGAGUGGUAGAGCAGUGUGUGGUCGAGACACCGUCUGCAGCCCCCACUCUGCCACCCUCUGUCUCUUACAUCACCCUCCAGAUCCCUACAGCCACCACAGCCCUGCCUCAGCAACCUCAACCUCCCGCUGCAGCUCAGACCCUCACAAUAGCAGCCACUUCAGCCUCACAGCUCGUCACUGAAAGUCUUGCUCUGCCUGUGUCCACUCUACCCACUUUUUCCCAAACUGUAACCAGAGCAAAAGCUUCAGAAGUUUGCUCAUGGGUCGCACAGGACACUGCCAUCAGAACUGUAAGUUAUACUGCUAUCCCUAACAGCCAAGCCCUUCUUAGGGCAGGGGCGGCAGGCAGCACACAGACUACCUGGACAACACUGCAGAUGGCAGGUAACACGGUCCAGCCAGUCUGCCAGAGUCUCCCCACCCCAGAGGUGAGCAACACCACCCAGGCUGUCCAGCAGGUGACUCUGUGUCCAAUGGGCAACAAACCAUCUGUUCAGCCCAUUCAAAUACAGAUGCAACCAAAUGUCCCUGUACAGCAGGCGCCUCUUACAGCCCACAUUCAAGCGCAGCCCUUUCAGAGACCGCCCCAGCUACGGCCCGCUAUUCUGAACCAGGCACAGCCUCAGCCUGUCCUAGCCCCUCAACCUCAGUGUGCUGUUCUCCCCCAGCCGGCUGUGGUAGCCCACCCUGCCGUCGCGUCGCAACCCCAGCCUGCUGUACUUCAACCGGCGUCAUUGCUGCCCAAUCCUCCAACUGCCCUCAUCCCUCAGCCUCAGCCCCUCCCUCAGCCAGCCCUGGUGCCCCAGCAACAGGCCACCAUGCUGCCCCUUCUUCAGACCAUGCAGGUGCUGCAGGUCAACCCAACCGGAGCAACAGCCUCAGGUGUAACGGCAUCACAGAACACUAACAACCCAAGUGUGGUCAUCCUGCAACAGGCAAGUUCUUGCCCAACUCAAUCAGUUGUAAGAGAGGAAAUAACCAAUCAGACCCCUUGUCAGCAUAUUGUAAUCAUCCAGGCACCCAAUCAGGCUGCACCUGCCCCUCAAAAUCCUCAGGUUGGCAUGUUGUCUGCUGCUGUGCCCUCUGCGGUACCUGCUGUGUCUACUCAAAUAUCAACAACCAGCAGUUCAACGUCUGCCACUUCUCUACAGAGUGUAGGGGGGAAACAGCUGGUGCACAUCCUUCCACGCCCUGUUCAGCCUCAAAUGAACCAUCCCCUGAAUGUUACACAGGCAUCCUCCUCUCCACCAGUUCCUCCAACCCCACAAACUAUCACUGUGAAUGGCCAGGUGUUUGCCUUGCAGCCCAUGAAGCCCUCUGACAAAGUGAGCUCCCAGGGUGGCCAGAGUACACUCCAGCUGGUCCAGCCCACCACCACUGAGGAACCAACUACUAAUGUGGCCCUCAACAGUUUAGGGGCCCUCAGCAAUCUCAACCAGAGCAUCUCUCAGGGCCUUCCACUUACAAUUUCUAGCCAAAACAAUAGUCAGGCUCCAGCUGCUCCGUUAUCAGUCGUCCAGCAGCAGCAGCCUCCUGCUCCAGCGCCUGUCUCUGGAACCACACUUGCUCUACCUGUCCGACAGCUACAGGUCCCUUGCUUGAACCCAGUGACAUCAGGGCUGGUGGUUAAUGCCUCUAAGCCUUCAGGAAAGCGGCUUCGCGCAAAUCUGAAUAUAAAGAGGGCAACAGCUAAAAGGACUAAACCUGUCAAGAAAAAAGUGCUCAGUCAGGGGCAGCCUGCUGUUGCUGUGUCAGCUAAGCCCAUGGCUCCUGCAGAAGAGAGUCAGACAGUUCAAGUUACAGUAUCUCAAGUUUUACAGUGCUCACCUGUAAAAAUCACAGACAUUCCCUCCACUUGUACCACAGCUGUGACAGUUACAGAUAGCACUGUAGCUACAGGAAAUGUCACCUCUACACAAAACACAAAGAAAAUUGUUGUCUGUAGUUCAUCUAGUGAGACAACUAUAUUUAGUCGAGCUCAUUCACAGAGCAAAAGUUCUGUCAGUGCAUCUCAGAGUGAUGCUGUAUUCAGUCAUACUAACACUAGUGGUAUGGCAGCUACAGUAACAACUAUCAAUGCCACAUCGGCUAAGCCAUCAAUUAGUGCAGCUGUGGUCACUGACAGUAAACCAGCUGUAGCUCCUAGCAACAACUCAACUGUAACCAAAGUGUCAGUUUCAGAGGUUAAACAGCCAACCACCAGUACAACAACUAGCACAACACAGAGUAAGUCAGCUGCCACCACUGCUGUUUCUAGACAGAGUAGAUCUGUGGUCAGUUGUACAGGUGCCACUGAGAUUGGAUACACUUCCACCGCUGUUUGUACCGCAUGUUUGACUCCAGUCUGUACCAGCAGCAUCACAACAACUGCACCAAUAUCUCUAAAUCAGGCCUCCCAACCAACUUCCGUAUGUCGUCCCCAGGGAUCUAACACCCAAGCUCCUCUGCCCUGUAAUAAACCUCAGUCUCAGUCCACCACUUCAUCCUCUGUGUCCACAACUGUGUCGCUCUUGUCGCCUGCACCGGUUUCUGCAGCACACAGCUCUGUUGCAGCCCCUUCAGCAAGUUCAGAAUUUAGGAAAAGAGUCAGCACCACUAGAGCUCCAACACAGCAGACUGACAUAAACAUGUCCAACCCCUCCCCCUGCCAUCCCACAGAAGUCAAACCACCCCAGGCCCCCAGACGAGAUAGAGAAAGUCAGGAAGAGAGACACUCCAUAGCAGCAGAGAAAGGGAACUUGGUGGCAGCCACCUCUGACACUCCCUCUAGAAAGGACUUUGGCCUAUCUCAGCAGGUGUACACUAACCUUGACGAUCAAACUUUGGAGCACCCUAUGACAUCCAGCAGGCAGACAGAUUCUCCCAUGUCUACAGGGGCUGGGGGAGGCAGAGGCUUCUCUGUGGCUUCUAUGCUUCCUCAAGGCCAUAGUAUUAGUGCGUCAUCUGGCUCCUUUGGAACAUUUACAUUCACAUCUGAGCAGGCAGAGAUGUUGGCCUUGGCCAUGCUAGAACAGGACAGCCCUGGGAGGAGGAGUGGAGGCUGCUCUGGGGACAACACUGCUUCAACAAACCCUACCACAGCCACAUGGGAGCCCCCAAAAACCCCACCAGUGUCUGCUAGUAAAGAAAGGGGCUCAACUGGACAGCAGACUAAAGUGGCUAAGCCCAUGGAUACAGUAACGGUUAAAUCUGCUGUCCAGGUGUCUGUCAGAGGACAAGUUGGGGAGGGGUCUGUCAGUGGGCCCAAUGGAAGCAGACAUCCACAGAACAUAUCAUACUCCCAGUCUCAGUCCCUCCCCCAGGUCCAGUCUCAGAGCUCAUCCCAGAGUGGCACGGUGGCUAGCCUCAGUGUCAAUAACCUGAUAAGACCCAGUUCCAGUCAGCAGCCCUACCCCGGCUCUCCCAGUCUGGCUGGCCAACAGGGCUCAGUUCCCUCGCCCGUCGGGACCUCAGCCCACAUAUCCCAACCCUCAAACAAUGCCCUCUCACCCUGCUCAGGUGCAGCCCCGCCGAAUGAGUACACCCCCUUAAAGACUGCUCUAAUGAGGGCUCAGGCUGGAGUUGGUGUGGGUGAACGACAAGUAAAAAUCAUCUCCAAGCGGCAGGCCCAGGAGGCAGUGAUGCUAAACACUGGAAAACGACCCAAGCCUUGUCCUCCAUCAGUGAGCACUGUUGGCCAUAUGGAUGUGAAAGCACCAGAUCACAGUCAGAUGAUGGUGGGACAGCUGCUGCCCACCUCCUCCACUGUCAUGACGAGGAUUAAUUCAGAAAGUGGAGGGCCCCUCUUCUCCACAAACUCUUUCAUGAGCCCAGUAGUUCGGCCCAUAGAUGGUCACUGCCCUCCUCAAGGGCCCCCUGAGCAGAACCAGCCAGGGGUGCUUCAUCUGCCCCAGGGUCAUCCGCAGCAUGCUGCAGCCCAGCCUGGUCAGCAUCUGGGAGGGAACCUUUACAUGAAACAGCAGCAGCAGGAGCAACAGAGACACCAUCUGUAUCAUUUGCAACAUCAUCUGACACAGCCUGACCCUGCACAGCGCCACUCACUACACCAGAGGGCGCUUCAGCAGCAGCAGCAACAACAACAAGAGCAGCAGCAGCAUGUCCAGAAGAAGCGGGGACUUGUCAGAGGCAGUCAGACAGGUUCACCUGCUGGCCUGCAACAGAAGCAGCAUCACCUGGAAAAGUCUGGAGUUCAGCAGCAACAGCAGCACUCACAUCAACAACAACAGCAGACACAGCAUCAACAGCACGCGCAACAGCAGCAGUCUCAGCAGCAUCCGCAACAGUCGCACCAACAAUCGCAAGCGCAUCAACAACCAACACAACACCAACAAUCUCAUCCCCAACAGCACCAACAGCAGACGCACCAACAGCAGCCCCAGACCCAGCAUCAACAACACCAACAGCAGCAGCAGCAGUUACAGCAGCAGCAGAGCUCCCACUCCCGACACCAGCAGCAUCUACAGCAGCAGCUCCAGCAGCAACAGCACUUUAGACACCAGGAGAAGAGCUGUGAAGCCCAGGCAGCAGGAUCCAGGGCCCACCACAGCAACCACCUGGCUCAGCAGGAACACCUCAAGCCUGGUCAGGACCAUAACGCUAUGCAGAGGAUGAUGAGCUCUCGGACACUGGAGCAGCAGCUCAUCUCUCCUCCAAGCAAUCCUGUGUCCCGGUCAUCUGACCUGGCUUGCACUCCGUCACGCCAGGAACGCCACCGUGUUUCCAAUUACUCUGCCGAGGCGCUCAUCGGUAAGAGCACCACUAGCGGUGAACAACAGCAACGUAUGGCUCUUCACCUUCAGCCUGGCCACGGUGCCACACAGGAGCAGCAAGACCUCCGUGGUUACCUGGACACAUCACGAGGGAAGGCCAACAUUGCACACAACCCACAGACCCGCCUGCCUUCAGAUCAUCCAGGGUCCGCUGAUGUUCAGCGGGUCACAGAGUGUCCUCCCUUCAAAGCCAUGGUUGGAGGAGGAGGAGCACAUCAACUCAGUGGUUUUGAGGCUCAGGUGUCUCGUGGGAGUGACAUGGCACCUAAGUCAGUGCCUCCAUCUCAGAGGGGCCCUCAGGGGCAGCAGCAGGGAGGGUUCAGGAUGAAUGUAGGCCCUCCAGCAGAUGGCAGAAACCGUGGCGGCUACAGUGGCGCUCAUCCUGGCUCACAAGGAGUACAGGUUGGACCUGCGUUGUCCCGGGAGCAGGAAGGCUGUCACCAGAGUUUCAUGCAAAGCCUCCUUUCCCCCCACCUUCCAGAGCAGAGUAACCACCAGCGAGCAGUUCAGUGCUGUCCCCCAGUCAGCAUGGAGUACAGCUGUGUGCCUGGAAGCUCUUCAGGAGACAUACAGGCCAAGGCCUCCAGCCCCAGUGUGCCCCAGACACAGAAGGCUCCAGCCAUGCGGCUUGGAGAGGGCAAUAAGGGCCAUAUUUCUCAGGUCAGCAGUAAUAUGCAUGGAGGCCCAGGUGUGCGAGCAGGUCUCCCCCACCCUCCAACCCCGCACAGCAGCUCUGAGCCAGGCCGGUCCUCGGCCCCCUCCCGAACACUCACUGCUGUCAGCCAGCACUCUCGCCACAUCACCCGGGACACUCAGCCCACCAAGCUGAGACCCGGCGACCGGCCUCGAUCAGGAGCUCUGAGACCAAGCAAUCCCUUUGAGCCUGAGGGCCACCUACCCCUGCCCUCUGGAGGAGGGGUGCUACUGAGCCGACCACAGUCUGGAGGAGAGGCGCGGCGCAGCACUAUCGUUCGCUUUAUGGCAGAUAGUGGCCAGGUUCCUAGCGAAAACAACCUGGUUCCCGACCAACACAUAACACAGAACUUUGGUUUCCCCUUUAUUCCUGAGGGGGGGAUGAAUCCUCCACCUCCCAUCAAUGCGAACUCCACAUUCAUCCCUCCAGUCAGCCAGCCCAACACCUCGCGUACGCCCUCCCUUCUGCCUGUGGAGCCCCAGAAUACUUUACCCUCCUUCUAUCCUUCCUACUCUCCUGCAGCCCACCCCAGCCUUCCCAGCGAUGUCACCCUCCAAUACUUUCCCAACCAAAUGUUUACCAGCCCAAGUGCCGACAAAGGCAGCGCUCCCCCACUCAACAACCGCUUCGGCUCUAUCCUUUCCCCACCUCGCCCUGUGGGUUUUGGCCAGGCCAGCUUCCCCUUGCUCCCAGAUAUGCCCCCAAUGCCCAUUGCCAACUCAUCUGGAAUCACCCCUCACAUAUCCAACUUCAGCCUCACCUCUCUGUUCCCUGAGAUUGCCACUGGCAUGCCCACUGACGGCUCGGCCAUGCCUAUGUCUCCCCUGCUGUCUCUCUCUAACACCUCGUCUGCCGACUCGGGCAAGCAGCCCAAUCGUCCUGCCCACAACAUCAGCCACAUUUUGGGCCACGACGGCAGCUCGGCUGUGUGAGGAGAGCUCCUGCUGCAUAUUGAUGACCUGGUGCUCAGGAGUGAAGUGUAGUUUUCUGUUUGAAGGUGUUGUUCUUUUAAAUGUUCAGUUCAGAAAGUGGUGGUGAAGCACCAGAUGAACAGUUUGUAGGUUGAUAUGACACAUCACACCCAUCUGGUGGUGAGUUUUGUUGUCUACAUGUUUACACAAUUUCAAAUAUGUUCCCUUUGGCAUAUGUAUGAUAUCGGUUAUAAUUUGUAAUAUUUCAAAAAUCAUUUCAAUUUUAUGGGGGCAUGGAAAUGUGGUCCUUUAAAGUUCUUUGUUUGAAGUGUUGGUUAAACCGACUGUUUGGUAGCAAAACAAAAUCAAAUUUAGGUUUAGAACUUGAAUUCAGUGUAUUCUGGGUCCUAAAGAAACCUUCUGCACAGUUACCUACCAAUGUAAUUUACUAACUUAUAUCAGGUUGUAUUGUACAGAAUCGUUUUUUGUUUUUUUUCCCAAGAGCUAUUUUGUAAAUACCAAUGUUUCAUAUCAGAAUUGUUAGAUUGUGUAUGUAUUUGUAAAUACAAAAUUGAUUAAUAAAGUUUAUAAGAAGA
Messenger RNA from Seriola aureovittata, 7896 nucleotides. RefSeq names its product basic helix-loop-helix domain-containing protein USF3. The record is from RefSeq and is a predicted model, not a curated record. Lineage: Eukaryota; Metazoa; Chordata; Actinopteri; Carangiformes; Carangidae. The transcript has 7 exons. Bases 272 to 7321 code for a protein of 2349 amino acids. Gene Ontology annotation, molecular function: protein dimerization activity.